Molecule: messenger RNA, 1605 nt
Organism: Oryctolagus cuniculus (rabbit)
Lineage: Eukaryota; Metazoa; Chordata; Mammalia; Lagomorpha; Leporidae
Source: RefSeq, a predicted model, not a curated record
AUGAGCAAUCAGGAGGUGACUUAUUCAGCUUUAAGAUUUCCUCAGUCUUCUUCAGAAUCGCAAAAUGGAUUAAGACCUGAUGGCACUCGAAGGAGCGGAAAAACUGAUGAUAAAGAGUUCUCAGUGCCCAGGCAUCUCCUUGCAGUGACUCUUGGAAUCCUCUGUUUACUUCUCUCAGUGGCGGUCGCAGUGUUGGUGACAAAGAUUUUACAGCUUAUUCAAGAAAAGCAUCAACAGCAGGAAAUUCUAGGAAACCUCACUCAAAUGUACCACGUCGUGCAAAACGAUGACUACUUAAAGAAGCAACUCUUGGCAAAUAAGUCUUUAGAAUAUGACACUCUCAAAAAUAAAACCCUUCUAAUGGAAAAUGCACUGAAGUCACCCUUUUUAAAACAGAAUGGACGCUGUGCAAAAAAAGAUACCGUCCCGAAAUCUGUGCACAAUCCAGGUAAAGUCCAUGAAGACUACUGGUCCUGUUAUGGAGUAAACUGCUAUUAUUUUAUUCUGCAAGAUAACACCUGGGAGCAAUGUAAACAAACCUGCCAAAGUUACGGUUCCUCCCUUUUGAAGAUUGACAAUGAACAUGAACUGGCAUUUGUUCAAUUUCAGAUUCAUGGAAAUAUGUAUUGGAUUGGAUUGUCAUAUAGUGAUGUGGAAUGCAAAUGGAAAUGGCUUGAUGAUGGCACAUCACCUGGAAUCUCUCUGCUUAUGGCCUGGCAAAGCAUUGGAAGACAGCCCAAGUCCUUGACCCCUGCACACACAUGGGAGACCUGGAAGAAACUCCUGGCUCCUGGCGUCAGAUUGGUCCAGCUCUGUCCAUUGUGGUCAUUAGGGGAGCAAAGCAGCAGAUGAAGACCUCUCUCUCUGUCUCUCCCUGUCUCUGUAUGUAACUCUACCUCUCAAAUAAAUAAAUAAACAUUAAAAAAAAACACUCUAGAAUGGUCUUGAGCCCUCCAUUUAAGCAAAAGAGAAAAAAGAAUAAUCUCACCUAAGAAUUCAGAAUCACAAAAAAAAACCACCACAUAUGUACUCCUGCCUCUACUUAAGCCUCAGCCUAAGUGUGAAUCUACUUUCUGACUGAUGAACAUAUUCAAGGAGGUGCAGCAUCUUAUUUAUCUAUCAUUUUAACUAAGUAGGAAAGUAGUUCUGCCACCUAAUGAACCUUUUUUUUAGAUAGACACCAUGCUUUGAUAGUUUUCUGUGGACUGCCAUGGUUUUGCUUAACUACUGUUUGUUGAUGGGGAAGACAAAGAAAUAAACCAAAACAUCAAUCAAACUAUCUAAUCUCUGACUGUAUUUCAUUCUGUUUUUUUCUCCUUAAAGUAUAUUUUCAUGAGACCUGGUUAUCUGUGUCACAGAAAUUCAGUUCUACUUUUCAAAUUCUCACUUCUAUUAAACAAAUAAAAUAAGAAAGUAGGUUUGGUAUAUUAUGAUCCCAAAGCCAUUUUGCAAAGUAAUUUUUCUGCUGACCAAAAGUUCAGAGUGUGGAACAAACUGGGAGAUUUUAGGUAAAUGUCUUUAAUGGGCUACGAAUAAAGAAAAUCUUUCGAUGUUGAAGUUAUGAAGAACAUUUAUAUUUAUUAGGAAUUUAAGAAAUAGAAUUUA